Molecule: messenger RNA, 1068 nt
Organism: Arachis duranensis
Lineage: Eukaryota; Viridiplantae; Streptophyta; Magnoliopsida; Fabales; Fabaceae
Product: putative pentatricopeptide repeat-containing protein At1g56570
Exons: 1
Coding region: 21-974 (317 amino acids)
Biological process (GO): RNA modification
Molecular function (GO): protein binding; RNA binding
Source: RefSeq, a predicted model, not a curated record
UUAAAGUUGAAGGUGAUAUUAUGUACAAGUCUCAAGAACUAAAGCUCGUACCUUUAUGCGCCACACUUCUCGACGCUUGCAUUUCCUCAAAGAAUUUGAAGAAUUUGAAACGAAUCCACGCGGUCACCAUCACCUUAGGAAUUUCAAGCCAUGACUUCAUUCGAACCAAGCUCGUUUCUUGCUACGCUUCCUGCGCCCAGUUGCACCAUGCAAAUACAAUAUUCUCCUUCGCAAAUCGCAAACCAACUUUCCUCUUCAACGCUCUCAUCAGAGCCCAUUCCAACCUCAGCAAUUUUGCCCAAUCGCUCUCCCUGUUCCGCUUCAUGGUUCUCUCAUACAAGCAGUUUGAUCGCCACACGUUCCCUUCUGUGCUCAAGUCUUGCGCUGGGUUAUCGUCGCUGAGGCUCGGUAAACAGGUCCAUGGAGCGGUUGUGGUUAAUGGGUUUUCCUUUGACUUGGCAAAUUUGAAUGCUUUGAUAAGCAUGUAUGCGAAAUGUGGUGACUUGGCUUGUGCCCGCAAGGUGUUUGAUGGAAUGGUUGAGAGGAACGUGGUUAUCUGGACAACUAUGAUGGCGGGUUAUGGGAUGCAUGGAAUGUUUGGAGAGGUGUUUGAGAUGUUUGAUAGGAUGGUGGAGGCUGGGGAGAGGCCUGAUGGUGUGAGUUUGACGGCGUUGUUGUCGGCGUGUAGCCAUGGCGGAUUUGUGGAGAAGGGAAGGGAGUAUUUUGAGAUGAUGGAGGUGAAGUUUGGUAUUAAGCCAGGGCUGCAGCAUUACACUUGUAUGGUGGAUAUGUUGGGGAGGGUUGGGGAGGUUGAGGAAGCAGAGAGGUUGAUUUUGAGGAUGAAGGUUGAGCCUGAUGAAGCAUUAUGGGGUGCCUUGUUGGGGGCAUGUAGAAAUCAUGGGAAGGUGGAGGUUGCUGAGAGAAUUGCAGAGAGGGUUUGUGGGAGGGAAUUUAGUUUGGCUUCAUCAGUUUGAAUCCAUGAUAAUUCUAGUUAUAUAUGUAUGAGCAAGUUCAUAUAUCUUGCAUGAUCAAACUUAAUUCUUUUAUAUAGUUUUUUUCCGGGGUCUA